Hippocampus comes (tiger tail seahorse) is the source of this 2241-nucleotide messenger RNA. Its product is annotated as neurofilament heavy polypeptide-like. Gene Ontology annotation, cellular component: nucleosome. The transcript is spliced from 6 exons. Lineage: Eukaryota; Metazoa; Chordata; Actinopteri; Syngnathiformes; Syngnathidae. Gene Ontology annotation, biological process: nucleosome assembly. The record is from RefSeq and is a predicted model, not a curated record. The coding region runs from base 208 to 2184 and encodes 658 amino acids. Gene Ontology annotation, molecular function: DNA binding; structural constituent of chromatin; protein heterodimerization activity.
CAAAAUCUUUAAAGUGGUUUGUACUUCCAUGUGAACCGGCAAAGCAAACUACGACCGUAGGUGGCGAUAAAGGCCCAACCACGACAACUUGGAGAGAACCGGAAGAAAAGGACCACCCCUGUCUUCCAACACGUCCUCAGUUUCUCAAUGAAUACAAGGUGCUGGCGUUACGCUACCAUUACUAAGGCUCUCCGUCAGUAGUGUAAAAUGUCUGGUCGCGGAAAAGGAGGAAAGGGGCUGGGGAAAGGAGGCGCCAAGCGUCAUCGCAAAGUUCUCCGCGACAAUAUCCAGGGUAUCACCAAGCCCGCCAUCCGUCGCCUGGCUCGUCGCGGCGGAGUCAAGCGCAUCUCUGGCCUCAUCUACGAGGAGACCCGAGGCGUGCUUAAGGUCUUCCUAGAGAACGUCAUCCGAGACGCUGUCACGUACACCGAGCAUGCCAAGAGGAAGACUGUGACUGCCAUGGAUGUGGUGUACGCUCUGAAGAGACAAGGACGUACCCUCUACGGAUUCGGCGGUAACUCUGACUCUUUCCCCCACCCCUGUUAUUCUGGACUUUGUCUGAUCGUCUUGGUCAACAUGCCUGAACCUGCCAAGUCUGCGCCGAAGAAAGGCUCCAAGAAAGCCGUCACCAAGGCUCCUGGUAAACCCGGCAGGAGGCGAAAGAAGGGCAGGAAGGAGAGUUACGCCAUCUACGUGUACAAGGUACUCAAGCAGGUCCAUCCCGACACCGGGAUCUCCUCCAAGGCUAUGAGUAUCAUGAAUUCGUUCGUCAACGACAUCUUCGAGCGAAUCGCUUCCGAGGCUUCCCGCCUGGCUCACUACAACAAACGCUCAACCAUCACGUCCAGAGAGAUCCAGACCGCCGUGCGUCUUCUGCUUCCUGGUGAGCUGGCCAAGCACGCCGUGUCUGAGGGGACCAAGGCUGUUACCAAGUAUACCAGCUCCAACAGCACCAAGAAGAAGGCGGCGUCCAAGCCCAAACCGCCGGGACCCAGCGCCUCUGAACUCAUCCUCGAAGCUGUGGCCGCGUCCAAAGAGCGCAAUGGCGUCUCACUGGCCGCUCUCAAGAAAUACCUGGCUAGCAAAGGCUACGACGUAGAGAAGAACAAAGCUCGCCUCAAGACUCUCAUCAAAAGCAUGGUGGCUAAGGGGGUCCUUGUCCAGACCAAGGGCACCGGCGCCUCCGGCUCCUUUAAGAUGAACAAGAAGCCUGAUGCCAAGACUCCGAAAGCGAAAGCACCCGCUAAGGCGAAGCAGACUUCCGCCAAACCUAAGAAAGCUGCUGCUGCUGCUGCUAAGAAGCCCGCAGGGAGCAAGAAGCCCAAAACUACCGCGGCCAAGGCCACCGUCAAGAAAGCUUCCAAGAAGUCCGUGUCGUCAAAGAAAACUAAGAAGCCGGUCAAAAGCACCAAGAAGGUGGGGACCCCCAAAAAAGCCGCCCCCGCGGCUAAGAAGCCGGUCGCCGCCAAGAAGGCCACCGCCAAGAAGGCUUCCAAGCCCAAAACGCAACACGUGAAGAACAUGGCAAGAACCAAACAGACUGCUCGCAAAUCCACCGGCGGCAAAGCCCCCAGGAAGCAGCUGGCCACAAAGGCAGCCCGAAAAAGCGCGCCGGCCACCGGUGGCGUCAAGAAGCCUCAUCGCUAUCGACCUGGGACUGUGGCUCUCCGCGAGAUCCGCCGCUACCAGAAGUCGACUGAGCUUCUGAUUCGUAAGCUGCCAUUCCAGCGCCUGGUUAGGGAGAUUGCUCAGGACUUCAAGACCGACCUGCGCUUCCAGAGUUCGGCGGUCAUGGCUCUGCAAGAGUCUAGCGAGGCCUACCUGGUGGGUCUGUUUGAGGACACUAAUCUCUGCGCUAUCCAUGCUAAGCGGAUGUCAGGUCGUGGAAAGGGAGGAAAAGGACUGGGGAAAGGAGGAGCCAAGCGUCAUCGCAAAGUUCUCCGUGAUAACAUCCAAGGUAUUACAAAACCCGCUAUCCGUCGCCUUGCUCGUCGCGGAGGAGUCAAGCGAAUUUCGGGCCUGAUCUACGAGGAGACACGUGGCGUGCUGAAGGUCUUCUUGGAGAACGUCAUCCGCGAUGCUGUCACCUACACCGAGCACGCUAAGAGGAAGACGGUCACCGCCAUGGACGUGGUGUAUGCUCUGAAGAGACAGGGACGUACUCUCUACGGCUUUGGCGGUUAAACUCAUCUGUCUGCCUUCCAUCGUACGACAAAAACGGUCCUUUUAAGGGCCACUCAA